Molecule: messenger RNA, 960 nt
Organism: Metarhizium album ARSEF 1941
Lineage: Eukaryota; Fungi; Ascomycota; Sordariomycetes; Hypocreales; Clavicipitaceae
Product: aquaporin
Exons: 2
Coding region: 1-960 (319 amino acids)
Biological process (GO): transmembrane transport
Cellular component (GO): plasma membrane
Molecular function (GO): water channel activity
Source: RefSeq, a predicted model, not a curated record
AUGGCGCUGCGCAACAUCUUCACCGCCCGAGAGGGCGUGUCCCAUAAUAUGAGAGAUCGCAAGCACAUGCUUGAGGACUCGGUCCGUAACCUUUUGAUCGUGGCGUUUGGAGAGUUUUGCGGAACCUUCAUGUUCCUCAUGCUGGGAUUUGCCGGAGCACAGACAGCCAUCAACAACAACGAGCCCGUCGUCCACGGGGGCCGCCUCGCCCCUGCCAGUCUCUUCUACAUUGCUUGUGCUUUCGGCACGGCCAUUGCCGUCAACGUGUGGGUGUUCUAUCGCGUGACGGGUGGCAUGUUCAACCCUGCCGUCACUCUUGGCUUGACACUGGUUGGCGCCGUCAAGCCACUCAGGGCCAUUCUCAUCAUCCCCUCCCAGAUCGUUGCCGCCAUUGCGGCUGCCGCCGUCGUCGACGGGCUGCUUCCCGGACCGCUGACCGUCGUCACGACCCUCGGCGACGGCACCUCCCAGGUCCAAGGUGUCUUCCUGGAGAUGUUCCUCACCGCUCAGCUGGUGCUGACGGUGUACUUCCUCGCUGUGGAAAAGCACAAGGCUACCUACCUUGCUCCCAUUGGCAUCGGCAUCGCCGUCUUCAUCGCCCACAUCGUCGGUGUCAACUACACCGGCGCUUCCAUCAACCCUGCGCGGUCCUUUGGCCCUGCCUGCAUCGUGGGCUUCGUCGGCUACCACUGGAUCUACUGGGUUGGCCCGCUGAUGGGCUCCCUCCUUGCCUUUCUCGUCUACUCGAUCCUCAAGUGGCUCGCCUACCAGAGUGCCAACCCGGGCCAGGACGACGACGACAUGGAGAGGGCAGCCCCCAUCACCAGCUCUACCGCCGCCGUCCAUCAAAAAACGGACCACCGCAGCACCCACAGCGAUGCAAGCGACCCUCUGCGAAGUCCCGGCCUUGGCUCCAGAGAGUACCGCCAGGAGCCCGUACCGUCCGCUGUCGGGUCAUGA